GCUCACGUGAGUAGAUCAAGUACUGGUUGGAGAGGAAGCCAUUUCCAAGGCGACAGUUCAGGUGGUCUUUCCAGUGCGAUGGCCACUUGGGGCUCAAGAUGGCCAGUGCACUCAACAAGGCCUUCAAUGAAGGAAGCGAAUUGGCUGUUCUUAUUGGCAGUGACGUCCCCUCGAACAGUGCUGACAUCCUGGACACUGCCUUGUCAAAGCUCCGCAGCCCUGACUGUGAGAUGAUCCUUGGACAAGCCAAGGAUGGCGGCUACUACCUUGUGGGCUUGAGGAGGGAAGUCAAAGAGAGAUUAGGGGUCCUGGACGGCAUUUUUGAAGGCAUUGAGUGGAGUACCCCCACUGUGUGCCAGCGACAGGUGGAGGUGGCUGCUCUGCUGGGCGUCAAGGUGCAGCUUUUACCCCAGAUACUGCAAGAUGUGGACACCCCUGAUGACUUACCAGAGUUUGAGAAGCAUGUGGGUGUGAGAGUGGCCGAUUUGAAGGCUCCUGUAUUGUCAAUAGUGAUACCUGUUUUGAAUGAGGAAGCCAAUGUGGAGUGUGCUCUUCAGUCCAUCAAGAAGAACAGCUCCUGGAUUGAUUAUAUAGAGAUCAUUGUCUCAGAUGGUGGAAGUAUCGACAGCACUUUGGGAAAAGUUGAAGAUUUUGCUGAGAAAAAUCCAGACUUGAGAAUCAAGAUGGUGCGGGGAAGUAAAGGGAGAGGUAAGCAGCUAAAUGCUGGAGCCAGGGAGGCUACAGGAGUCAAUCUCUUGUUUCUCCACGCUGACGGCAGGCUCCCGCGGGCGUUCGACCGGCAUGUCUUACUGACGCUUGCCGAACCAGGAACUAUCGCUGGGGCAUUCAAUUUGGGAUGGGAUGUUCUCCAGGAAGACCAAAGAAAUGAUUGCAGCUGGUUGGUUCAGGCACAACUUCGGCUCGGCCAAUUAAUGCGCCUAGCUAGCUACAAAUUCACAGAAACUGCGUUUGGAGACCAAGGGUUGUUUAUGUCGAGGCAAACAUUUGACAAAGCGGGCCGGUUCCCUCCGUACAGGCUCAUGGAAGACUAUGAAAUGGCAAUGAACCUCCAAAGGCAUGGACAUUUGAAGAUAAUUCAAGAUGUUUUCAUCAUAGCCUCAGCUCGUCGCCUCAUCAAGAAAGGAGUGUGGAAGGUUGCACUCAUCAACUGCCUUCUGAUCCUGGGAUAUCACAUCAGUGUGCAUCCAGAUACAUUGGCACGUUUCUAUUAUGGCUGACCUGUGGAUUGCCAUGGUGAUGAUGGGGGCACAAUCGUUGCUGCUUUUAUUCUGAAAUAGAUCAGUAUAUAGUUAAUUGAAUGCUAUUUUUCCAAAUGCAGUGAAUGUAUCAGUAUAUAGUUGAGUACUAUUCUUCCAAAUGCAGCUAUUAUACCAGUAUAUAGUCGAGCACUAUUCUUCCAAAUGCAGCUAUUAUAUCAGUAUAUAGUCGAGCACUAUUCUCCCAAAUGCAGCUAUUUUACCAGUAUAUAGUCGAGCACUAUUCUUCCAAAUGUAGCUAUUAUACCAGUAUAUAGUCGAGUGCUAUUCUUCCAAAUGUAGCUAUUAUAUCACUAUAAAGUUGAGCACUAUUCUUUUAAAUGUAGCUAAUACGUGCUAUGCUUCCAAAUGCAACUGCUGUUUGUUUAUAUAUGUGACCCGUCAUGAGAGUAAAGUCGUACUGCUCUUCCCUAUUUUGACAGUUCACAGUCAAAUAUUGAAGUGGAGGUCAAUUUUUGGGUUUCAUAAUAUUUGGAAAGAGUAACCCGCCUAUUUAAUUCCAAA
Molecule: messenger RNA, 1781 nt
Organism: Acanthaster planci (crown-of-thorns starfish)
Lineage: Eukaryota; Metazoa; Echinodermata; Asteroidea; Valvatida; Acanthasteridae
Source: RefSeq, a predicted model, not a curated record